CAAAACUUGAUAACUUGGAUCGAACCCAGUACUACACUUGGUUUGUUUUGAGUUGGUAUUGUAGUUUUACACAUUGUGUAAACUGGAUACCGUGGAAGCAAAAGUUAUUGCUUUGUUUGUGAAAAAGUAAUGCUGACAAGGCUGGGAUGAGAAGUUAUACUUCGGAUGCCACACAUUGUGAGUAAAGAUUUAGAUGAAAUUUAACCACUGAAGAAACUUCAACAGCUCGAAAGUUACCAAGAUGGGUGACCAUCCCACCAAUGGAAAUGGUACAGACAUGAGCAGCCGAGGCCGUGGAAGGGGUGAUCGUGGUGGACGAGGUCAUAACAACGGUGGUCCACCCAACCGCGAGAGGUCUGAUACCGACCGUAGCACGGGAAGUGGUGGUGGAGAACGGGGUGGCUUUCGGGCUGGAAGGGGACGCCCGCGAGUCGACAGACGUCAAAUGGAACUGGAAAAGUUCGACCUGGUCCCCACCCGGGGAGCCGUCCAAGACAAGAAAGGCAGCACUGGAGCACCCAUGCAAUUUUUGAGCAAUUACUUCACCCUGGACAAAAGGACGGACUGGGGGAUUUUCCACUACAGGGUGGACUUCGCCCCGGCCGAUAUUGAAACCAGGGAAAAGAAGCAACUAUUCAGAAACCAUAAGGAUAAAUUUGGCGGAAAUUAUAUUUUUGAUGGGAGCUCGCUCUACGUUUCGAACAGGAUUUCACCAGAUCCCCUCGUGGUCUGUUCCGUGAGAGACAGUGACAAAUCCAAGGUGGAGAUGACCAUCCACCUGGUCGCCACCUUGACCCCGACGGAUGUCAUGUAUCUCCAGGUUUUCAACAUCUUGAUGCGAAAAUGCCUCGAGUUCAUGGAGCUGGAAGAACUUGGACGCCAUUUUUACGAUCGCCACAAGGCCAUCGUCAUCAACGCGCAUCGUCUCGAACUCUGGCCUGGAUACAAGACCUCCAUUCGGAACCAUGAGUAUGACAUCUUACUCGGCGUCGAACUGACGCACAAGGUCAUCCGGAGAGACACCUGCUUGCACGUGAUGGAUAGCUUAAUAGCAGCAAGGGGAGAUUUUAGGGAAAAUGUAAAACGCGAGCUGAUCGGCUGUAUCGUAAUGACGCACUAUAAUCGGAAGACCUACCGUGUCGACGACAUCGAUUGGGAUAUGACGCCCAAAUCCACCUUCGACUAUGCCGAUAAAGGAAAAACAUCUUAUUUUGACUACUUCAAGCAAAAGUAUGGCAUGACCUGCACCGUUCUUGGACAACCGAUGCUUAUCUCACGACCAAAAAAGAAAGAUUUUCAUCGCGGUCAAACCGGUCCGAUUUCACUCGUGCCCGAAUUCUGUCAAAUGACCGGACUCACGGACGCCAUGAGGAGCAACUUCCAGCUAAUGAAAUGCCUCACGGGAUAUUUGCACGUAUCUCCACAAACCAGGGUGGAACAAGUGAAGGGAUUCAUGACCCGAUUAAGGGCAGCGCCAGGGGUCGAAAAAGAGUUGCAAAACUGGGGCCUCAAAUUCAACGAGAAGCUGGUUCCCGUGAAGGGGAGGACCCUGGAGAAGCAAAAAAUCCUUUUCGGUCCAACCACCAUGGAUUUAGCGAAGGCUAAAUUUGACCUUCCGAACAACAGCUCGGAUUGGGACCAAAGUUUCAGAAACAAGGAAAUGUUCUCCACCGUUGCGCUGGACAAUUGGGUCAUCAUUGUACCGCAGAGGGACGCCAGUUCCGUGGAAAUCUUGGUAUCUAACUUGCAAAGAGUUGGAAACCCACUAAAAUUUCGACUGAGCAGGCCAUUAGAAGUAUUGAGGAUCAACGAUAUCCGAGUGCCGUCAUACAUGGCCGCGAUUGACCAGGCCAUGUCCAACUAUGGACGCAGGAUUCAGAUGAUAUUCGUCAUCCUGGCCAAGCAAGAAGUCGACGUCUACUCUGCAGUCAAGAAAAAAUGCACAAUCGACUAUGGAGUCCUGUCCCAGUGUCUCGUCAUCAAAAACAUUACCCAUCAAACACGAGCGUUAAGCAUUGCGACCAAAGUCGUUGUCCAACUUAACGCGAAACUUGGUGGAGAACCGUGGGUCGUCCAAGUUCCCCUUGCGAAAUUGAUGAUUGUCGGAUUCGACGUUUACCACUGCGCGAGAGGAAGAGGCGCCAGUAUCGGUGCCUUGGUGGCCACGACGAACGCCAAUCAAACCAAGUACUACAGCACCACGAGCUCCCAUAAUACUCGGGAGGAACUCAGCAGCAAUCUUUGUGCAGAUUUUACAAAAUGUUUAUACGCCUACGCCCAAGUGAAUAACGAAUUGCCCAGUAGGAUCAUUAUUUAUCGCGAUGGGGUCGGAGAGGGACAGCUCAACUACAUCUUUAGCACGGAAAUGAGACAAAUCCAGGAUUCCAUUAAAACUAUUUACGCCGAUGGGGGCCGCCCAAUGCCCAAAUUCAGCUUUGUCAUUGUCACGAAGCGCAUCAAUACCAGGAUUUUCGCCCUAAAUCAGCCCGGAAAUCGGAUCGAGAAUCCGAACCCGGGUAGCAUCGUGGAUGACGUGAUUACUUUGCCGGAAAGAUUCGAUUUUUACCUUAUCUCCCAAUAUUCGCGGCAAGGAACCGUAUCGCCCACGUCGUACAACAUCCUGCACGACGAACAGGGUCUCAACGCGGACAAAUUACAGCAGCUGACAUACAAAUUAUGUCACGUGUACUUCAACUGGUCAGGCACCAUCAGCGUCCCAGCCCCUUGUCAGUACGCUCACAAGCUCGCCUACCUCACCGGAAUGGCGUUGCAGGGGGCAAAAAGUGGGGAACAGUUAUCUCAUGUCCUUCACUUCCUGUAAAUCGGAUUUUGAGAUCUUUCGAGAUUUUUAUAUUUUUUAAAAACCAAGGGGCUCAGAAAUACAAAAAAAUAUUGUACAAAAUUAUACAAAAAUAUAUACAUUAGAUACAUGGGGCAGCCAUGGACAUAUAACUUAUAACUUAAAAUUAUGACGUAUAACUUGACUUAUAAUUAUAAGUAUACGUCGCCUUAUGGCGUUUCUAUGACUUAUAACUUAUAAAAUAAGUCAUACGUCAUAAUUUGAAGUUAUAAGUUAUAUGUCCAUGGCUGCCCCAUGUAUUUAUUUUCUUGACAGAAAAUUACAAAAAAA
Molecule: messenger RNA, 3130 nt
Organism: Folsomia candida
Lineage: Eukaryota; Metazoa; Arthropoda; Collembola; Entomobryomorpha; Isotomidae
Product: piwi-like protein Siwi
Exons: 15
Coding region: 242-2821 (859 amino acids)
Biological process (GO): regulatory ncRNA-mediated gene silencing
Cellular component (GO): P granule
Molecular function (GO): protein binding; piRNA binding
Source: RefSeq, a predicted model, not a curated record